This is a messenger RNA of Planococcus citri (citrus mealybug), 1610 nucleotides long. RefSeq lists its product as uncharacterized. The transcript has 2 exons. The record is from RefSeq and is a predicted model, not a curated record. NCBI's taxonomy places the organism in Eukaryota, Metazoa, Arthropoda, Insecta, Hemiptera, Pseudococcidae. The coding region runs from base 181 to 1578 and encodes 465 amino acids.
UUAGGUAACACCAACGGUCGCGGUGCUACCUCAAAUCGAUCAAAGUCGACCUCUUCUCAUCAGGCUGCGAUUAUUAACAAAAAAGAUACUCCAGUGAUACCUCCAGUUGUUCCAGAAAUACCUAAAAAAGAAAAAGUAUUUCUUUUUAAUGGAGGUGUAUUAUAUAUUGGCAGUCAACAAAUGUUCAGAUUCUUACAAUUCCACGAGAAUACCAACAUCGCAAAAGAAGAAGAAGAAUACUUGUUAGUUGGUGAUUCAUUAACAGCGAAAAGAGCUAAUGAAUUGCUUGAAGAAAAAACAUUCGAUAUCCCUUUUGGAACUGAUCACGCUUUAGUUCAUCUGGGUUUGCAAGAAUCGAUUUUCAAGAAAUUCGACAGUUCAAUGUUCCAGAAUGAAUUGAAUAAACUUGUAUCAAAACUUAGAGAUUAUUAUCAAAUACCAAAUAUCGUAUUAGCGUUGAUUCCUCCGAUAAACUUUCCUACACCAACAAAAGAUUAUUGGGAUGUUCUUGAGGAAAUAAAUAAAACAAUUUAUUUUACAACUCGAAAUCAAGAAAAAUGUCUUUUUUGGAAUGCUUUUUCACCAUUUGUUAAAAGAAAUGAACUGGUUCCUUCUGAAAAUAAAUGGUUCAAGUACGUCGCUGAAGGCAAAAUUCUCUAUGAACCUAAAGGAGAAUUAUAUGAUAGCGGAAAAUCGAGUUCGAAAUUACCUGGUUAUGCAAAAUGGAAAUAUUGUGAACUUAGCAAACUGCAUUACGAAAUGUGUAGUUUUUUCAAGAAAUAUUGCAAAGUAAAUUUAUUUCCAAAAAGAGACAAAGAAUCAAAAGAACGCGAUAAUCUACUCGAUGGAACUUAUGGAAAAAGUGAUCAGCCAGUUUCAUUCAAUUUGAACGAUAGCAUAAUUGACGUCUUAAAUCCUAUCGAGAUCGAGUAUAAAAACAAAGAUGUAUCGCCGAAAAUUACUGUCCAGUUUGGCAAAAUCGAUGUAGAUGCAUUACUUGAUAAUGGGUGCUCCCACGUACUGAUGAAUGAAAAUGUAUUCGAACGCAUAGUAGCUGAGUACCCGGAAUUCAGGAAAAGCGAAGUUCGAGCUGAAGGGAUGGGACAAAAAUUCUCUUUGGCUGCGACGAAAUCUCAUCCGAGAAUCAACAAAAUGGCAUACGUACCAAUGAGUUUUCCAUGCCAAAAGCCACAAAAGGGAGUUUACAAUAUCCAAGUAUUCGUUGUGAAAGAUCUGAAUACUCCCUUAAUUAUUGGCAGAAAUUUAAUGAGCGAAUUCGAAAUGGUAAUCCAUACCGCUGGUAAUUACGUCGAAGUCACGGAUCCGAAUGUUACGAUUAUGCAAAAUAGAACGUUUAAAAUUCCUUACAAAGAUGCUGACAAAAAUCCAGCUAAUUUCGAGUUAAACAAAGAUCCUAAACAAAAGCCACUCAAAGAGGUCCAGUUCAUUACAUUGAUGAAACCUGAAGAAAUAUUUUCGAUCAGUGAGAAUCCAGCUUACGUUAUCGAGACAGAACUGCAGUACAAAAUAGAAGAAGCAGUUGAAGGCACCGAUCUCUCAACUAAGCAUAAAGAAUAAAGCGUAUUCGAUUUGUAAUCGGAAUCAUGUUC